AUGAACUCAUACAUUGUGGUUGUACUGCUGUGCUGUAGCUAUUCCUCGCUAGUAAUUGCCGAAACCAAUGACAGAAAUGGAAUCAGAAUUCCCCAUUGGACAGAAGUGUGUCCAUUAGCUGCACAUCCAGAUCCUAACCGCUUUAUUCAGUAUAAACCUGACAGAGAACCAGUGGAGAAGAAGUGCGAUGAAGGGUUAAUCUUCAGUUACGAACAGUGUUCGUGUAUUUGGGGCCCUCCUCCAGGUUGUGAUAAGCGGCCCUCAAAGCUUGGUAUUACCUAUUACGAGCAGAACUCAAACAACUACUGGUUAACUAUGGUGUGUGCAAUGGGGACGGCAUUCAGUCCUUCUACAUGUGAUUGUUCUGUCCAUCUUAGAAUAAAUCAUGUCAACAAUAAUCCAUUUGGGCAGCCAACAACGAGAUAGAGCCAAUUUGAUUUCAAUUAAGGACACGUUCAUAGGAUAAAUGUUCAAUUAUUGAUUGUUAGUGG
Molecule: messenger RNA, 491 nt
Organism: Saccostrea echinata
Lineage: Eukaryota; Metazoa; Mollusca; Bivalvia; Ostreida; Ostreidae
Exons: 4
Coding region: 1-426 (141 amino acids)
Source: RefSeq, a predicted model, not a curated record